GUGGUGCAGAGAGGAAGCCAGGAGCUGGGUGACAUAGGCACGGGAACGAUCCAGGAUGGGGGCGGAGCAAGGGAGGGACACUCAGGGAACCAGGAAGGACAUUAGGACAACCUGGGAGAGACACCCAUCAUCAUCUUCGCCACCAUCAUUUUUCCCUAUCUGGGAUCACAAGGGACAGCAUCUGCUUGGACUGGAGGCGCCCUAAAACUUGGAAGCUUGUGUUUCACUUAUCUGUGGUCUCCUCUCCUGGGAUCGACUGAAGACCCAGGCGCCGGGGUCACCCUGCCCUCCACCCCAAGAAACUGAAGGUUUUGCUUUGGGACAGAUUCCCCCUCUUUACACCCCCGGAGUGACAAGGCCCAGAAGAAACGGAUAUCAUGCCUUGUUGAGUGACGGUGCUCCAGAACUCGGAUGCAAUGGGGGUGCUGAGCCAAGCGGAGCUGUGCCCCUUUUCAACCAAAUCGGAGAAGGAUCGCCUGGAGGAUAUGCCCAAGUGCCAGUCACCAGACAAGGAGGGGUCCCCAGCCCAGUGUAGCAUAGAAGAUGCCCUUUCUUUGGAAGGCGGCUCCAGUCCAGGUGGAAACUCCUGUGACGGGAUGGAGGAGGAUGAAGCCAGCAGCACAGAGAGUGCCCAGAAUGGGUACGAGAGUCCCCAAACAGGAAGAAUUGGCUGCAGCACGAAGGAGAAGCAGUUGCGGUCGACUCACACUUUGAGCAAGAUCUCGGCUCUUGAGAAUCGGAUCAAGGAGCUGCAUCACCGGAAGAAGGAGGUGAACAUUGAGCAGAUGGACCUGGAAGGAGCCUUGCUGCAAGGAGAACUGAAGGAGGAGAGGCAGGAGCUGAGAAGGGAAGAGGAGAAGCUGCUGGAGCUGCAGAGGCGCCUCGUGGAGACGGAGCGCAGGUGCCACGCCGAAAGAGAGAAGGAGAAGGCGCGGCUGCAGAGAGAGCGUCACAAGGUAGAGGAGCUGCAGCGGCAGCAUGCUGAAUCACAGAUCCACCUGGACAACCAGCCCGAAUCCAUGCGGGAACGGAUGCAGAAGCAGCUUCAGGAGACAUCUGAGAUGCUAGAUGGAGCCCUGAGAUGCUAUGAAGAUCUGGAGUUCCAGCAAUUGGAGCGGGAAAGCCGGUGGGAAGAGGAGAAGGAGGCCAUCUGCCAGGCUCUGGCCCAAGAGAUCACUCAGCUGCAGAACAGCAUCAACCAAAGGAAGAGGACGGUGCAGAGGCUGGAAGGACAGGCCCGUUUGACACAGGAGCAAAUGGUGGGCGAGAGCCAGCGAUUUGCGCAAGAGAAAGGCGAGGCCGUCAGGAAUCUCAACGCGGAGAAAAAUCGCCUAAUGGACAUGGACCCGGAGUAUUCGGAGGAUGGGGGAGAGGACUCCUCUGAAAGUAAGCAGGGUGUCACUCAGCUCACUUUCACCCAAAAGACGGACCGGAAGGUCAUUGUGUUGGGUUCCGACCAAUCAGACUCCUCCUCCUGUGUCUUCUCCGUCCGCAGUUCUGUCAAGGGAUCAAUUGGAUUGCAGAGGACCGCAAGUCUCCCCCGUAGGAGAGGAGAACGCCUCAUGACCAGGACUGCACAGCGCCCCCUUUCUAUGCAUGGCGCUCUGGAUCCCAGCAUGCUGGCAGCACAGCUCUCAGGUGGGGGCAACAGGCCCUACUUAGGCAGCCCAAACCUGCAAUAUUCACGUCUCAACAACCCCCUCUACCAGCUGCUGGCCGGCCAAGGAGCUGUGGGGCAGCUAGGAGGGUCCGGCCAAGGACCCUAUAGCCUUGGGAACUGUGUCACCCAGUUGGCCGAGAUGGAACGGAGGGUGCGGGAGGCCAUGGCCGAGAGAGAGCGGCUGCUGCAGGAAAGGGAGGCCAAGAAAGCCGCCGAGGAGGCAAAACGCAUGGAGGUGCCCCCGUCCACCAAGGAUCCUAACCCAGCCGAGAUCCGGGAGCAAAAACAAGCCACAUUCGACCUGCGCAAACACCUGGAGGCAUCGGGGCACAGCGUAGACACCUGCUCCCAGGUGCGGGUGACCAACAAGUCCUGCAAAGGCUACCUGGUCAAGAUGGGUGGCAGGAUCAAGACCUGGAAGAAGCGGUGGUUCACCUUUGACCGUCAGAAACGUGUCCUGGCCUACUAUGCAGACAAAGAGGAGACCAAGCUUAAGGGCGUCAUUUACUUCCAGGCCAUCGAAGAGGUGUACUACGACCAUCUCCGUAGUGCUUUCAAGAGCCCCAGCCCCAAGAUGACCUUCUGUGUCAAGACUUAUGACCGCCUUUUCUGCAUGGUGGCGCCUAGCCCGGAGGCGAUGCGUAUCUGGAUGGAUGCGAUUGUCACAGCGGCAGAGGAGAAUGUUCGCUACUGAUGGGCCUUGAUUGCUGUGGACACGUGGCUCCCCAUGCUUGACUAUGGGGCCUGGCACUUCUUUCCAAGGAGGACUCUUCUGCUGUAAAAUAUGGCUCCUCCCCAGUACAGAGACUGAUGGCAAGACAGGAGAGGCCAAGUGUUUUCAUGUUCGGUCAGAAGGCCGUGCGGCCUGUCUGAUCUUUGGAACAACAGGGUGGAAUCCAAGUACCUUAUAACAGGAUAAUCAGUCAAUAAGAAUGGUUGGCCGUGCCUGUUUUGUUCAUACAAAUUGCCUGAAUACUGAUGUUUGUUUUUUAAUGGACCAGCUCCAAAGAGAGUUUUGAGUAUCCCCUCUAUCAGAAAAGACUUAGGGCGAUGUCUUGGCAGAUGGAAACUCUUCUAUAAAUAAAAGUGACUUCCAUUCCGAAGGAUAAAAACCAACUUCUCUGGAACUUGUAGCUCCUGCCGAACAAAGCAAAUCAUCUGGACUUCAUGUGGAUUUUAUGAGUUGGCUGGACGUUCCAUGAGUCACAAGUAGACUCCUGCUGGUUUUAUAGAAGUCAUGACUUGCACUAGCCCCAACCAGCUGAGAUUUGGUCCUGGUUGGAACCCUUAGGAGUACAUCUUAUUUCCAUCAUUGCUACUUGUUUAGACUCGCUCAACCAUGUGGCAUUUCCACCCUUCCCCAGUAGUGUUUUUGUCACACUGCAUUCACGUGGGUUUGACUGGAUUGUGGAAUUGGUUCUUAAUAUGUGUGUUUGGGGGGUAAAAAACUGCUGCACCCCCUAUGCGGAAAAGCAAGGCAUCUUGCCCACGCUGUAUAGACCUCCUUGUAUUUAUUGUGUGCUUCGGUCGGUCUUUCUUUUGUUGGAAUACCUGGGACACUGCUUAAAGGGGCAACUAUGUAUAAAACUGUGGGCUAUUUAUUGUGUCAACCUUUAAAGUGGAAACAGA
Messenger RNA from Podarcis raffonei (Aeolian wall lizard), 3289 nucleotides. RefSeq names its product pleckstrin homology like domain family B member 3 (gene PHLDB3). Lineage: Eukaryota; Metazoa; Chordata; Lepidosauria; Squamata; Lacertidae. Bases 417 to 2354 code for a protein of 645 amino acids. The transcript has 16 exons. The record is from RefSeq and is a predicted model, not a curated record.